Molecule: messenger RNA, 963 nt
Organism: Angiostrongylus costaricensis
Lineage: Eukaryota; Metazoa; Nematoda; Chromadorea; Rhabditida; Metastrongylidae
Source: the annotation of a GenBank genome assembly
AUGAACAGAAAAGUGGGCUUCAAAGGAAGAAAUGCGUCCCCUAUAGCGAACAUUGAAGCAUUAGCAUGCGCAAUUUAUGGACCACCUCAUAAUGCUCGUCGCUCUCGAGCUGAAUUCUGCAUAAAAGUUGGCGCAGACAGUUCCAAUAUAACUGUCCCCACUUCGAACGGUGACAUUCGCCUGGUGAAAGAAAAUGCCGCUCCGGUGUACUACAAACCUAAAGGAGAAGGAAAAGCUGGUUUCGACUUAGUGCCUUGGAAAGAUGGCGAAAAAAUUGCAAACUAUGUGCUAUUCGAAGCGUCUAUGGCUAAAGUGAAGGUGCCUUGGAAGGAUUACAAUGCUCUCACAAGCGACGAACGGACAAUAUGUAUGGCGCAUCUGAAAGCAGUUGAACAGCGAAAGUUAACCUACAAGGAUCCGUUUACUGGUUAUGUUGUGUUUACCGUAUGCCAUCAUUUGUACAGAGGAAAUUGUUGUGGUAGCGGAUGCCGACAUUGUCCUUAUAAGCAUGAAAAUGCUCCAGAUAGUGUUAAAAAUUAUGAGCUGUCCAAGCAUCGCACUCGUCCACCAUCUACGGGGAUUCAUCGACGAACCCGAUGUAACGUAGUGGACAACUCGGCGUUAGGCAAAGAAGCACAUAUAUCCGGAAAGCGAGCGUAUUGUAUCGACGUCUAUAAGCAAGGUCGUCGGAAAAGACAUCUCCCUCACGCAACACUGGGAGAUAAAAUCCUUGUCGCAAUACGUGGACAAAUGCGAAAAGCAUACGUUGUCGGUGCAAAUACUCACGUUCACUAUCGCAAGCAUGGAAUCCCUGUCACCGACACGAACAAUAUCGUUUUGCUGGACGAGGAAGGUAACCCACUUGGAAAUCGAAUAAUGGUACCGAUUCCGGCGAAACUUCUGGAGAACAAACACAAGGCGCAAUUCGCUAAGGUCCUUGCUCUUGCAAAAAAAUUCAUAUGA